GCAGCUUCUCCGUUCUCUGUCUGCGUGUGGUCGUCAGUUGCGGAGGUACCACGACCUCGCCAAGUUAAGCUUUGAUGGCUGCCAGAGAUCCCAUGGAUGCAUGGAUGAACCGUUACCGUGCUUUCGCGGAAGGAGUGGUGGUGAUGGUCUGCCCGGUGCUUCUUGCGAUAGCGCUGAAGAAGGUUGACCUGAAGAGCGAAGAGCAUGGUGGUGCCGUCCCGACCACCAUGCUCGUGGUAGCAGCGGUUACUCUAGUCGCCGGUAUUUGCCCCUACCUCGUCUGCUGUCUCUCCAAGAGAUUCUUCAAUAAUAAUGGGAGCUCCUCAGGUUCCCCACACGCUGCUACCAUGUUGCUGGCACCCUUAUCCAGCACAUGUUUAGUGGCACUUGCCUGUUGGAUCGUACAUCUCAUCCUAGACAGCUGGGCGUUCCCUGCGGUCGGCGCCCUCGUCGGACUCUGCUCCGCGAUUCGUACCGUCAUGCACUUCACAACCCGUGCGGGACAAGGAGAUGCUGAAAUGGAGUACUGCGAUAGACUGGAGAGCUCGCUUGAUUUCUUGGUUGGUAUAACUGCGCUUCUGUUUCUGGGACUGGAAGGCCUCGCUCUGGAGGGUCAGAUUAACAGCUCCAGCGGUCGUCUUACCACGCCGAUCGGCACAAGCUUCGUUGUCUGUGUUUUUGCUGCGAGCUUAAUGCUCGUGGAGACGAUGCCUCCACGCAGACUCGUGAGGUAUCUGACAGAGACCAUUGAUAUCCUCACGGGUUUUGCCGUCUCCCUGGCUAUGUUCUUCAUCAUGUAUCCACUCAUGGGACUACGAGCAUUGCUUCUGCUAGCAGCUCCGUUCCUGAUCCUCAUGGCGUAUGUCUUCUACGUCGCUAUCGGCAAGGAUGAUGGCAACAACAACCACCAGGUUGCUAGCGCGAACGGCGAUGAAGAAUCGUCAGGUGUUAGCAGCAGCCGCAGGAGUGGUGCGGCGGCGGACGGUGAUAAUAAACCAGCGUCGCUUGAACUGACAAAAGUAACAUUCGCAGGGUUCCUGGCGGUGUCGAUACCAAGCAUCAGCAAAGGUUCAGUCACCAUUUAUUCCGAAUGUUUCUUGCACCUUGCAGCAGCAGCUGUUGUCUCAGGCCUCGUGUGGAGGCUCCUAACGCAUUACAAAAAGUCACAGACCACCGUCGCAACUGUUGCAGAUAUUGCUUCCUUCUGCACCCAUCUCUGUGUUGCAGUUGCGGUAAUUCCGUUUACGAUAAUGGCCGGGAAUGCACUCUCAUGAUUUUGUAGUACUAGUCUGUCGAGUCCUGCUCUCAUUUUGACUAAUAAACAUUUUUUAUGUUAAGAUGAAUGUGUUUUCUUCUCCUUGUCAUUUUCUAUUACAAUAGGGCAUAAUAUGUGCUCGCUCUGUAGUUCCUUUCCAACUAUGAAAAGCUAUUUGUCAGUAAC
Molecule: messenger RNA, 1441 nt
Organism: Zea mays
Lineage: Eukaryota; Viridiplantae; Streptophyta; Magnoliopsida; Poales; Poaceae
Exons: 2
Coding region: 75-1274 (399 amino acids)
Source: RefSeq, marked predicted